GGGUCAAUGGCGUUCGCGUCAUGGAGGGUUGCGCUCUAUGCAUCAUGUUGGUCGUCGUUAUAGUGGACAUUGUGAUGACAUUCCGCAGAUGUUGCAAGAAAAAGUGGUUCCUCGGUCUGAGCAUGCUCUGCCUGCUUGCAGACAUGUUGUCAAUCGCUUCUGUGCUGAUUGCCUACCAAUGCCGAAUGGAUCUCGGAAAAAUAUUCCCUAAUGAUCGUCUAUACACGGGGACAGAUGACUGGGCACUCUGGGCCUUCAAGCUUGCCUGUUUUAAUGUUGUAAUUGUCAACACCUCGGCAAUCGUCACAUUCUUGGCUAGGAAUUCAGGAAAUGAGAGGUAA
Aplysia californica (California sea hare) is the source of this 341-nucleotide messenger RNA. RefSeq lists its product as uncharacterized. The coding region runs from base 21 to 341 and encodes 106 amino acids. Lineage: Eukaryota; Metazoa; Mollusca; Gastropoda; Aplysiida; Aplysiidae. The record is from RefSeq and is a predicted model, not a curated record. The transcript has 3 exons.